AUGCAUCUCAUGUACCUCGACGGGCCAGACGGCAAGCGCAUCUACACGCUGAAAAAAGCGGUCGACGGCCGCAUCGCCAAGUCCGCGCACCCGGCGCGCUUCUCGCCCGACGACAAGUACUCGCGCCAGCGCGUGACGUAUAAGAAGCGCUAUGGCGUGCUGCCGAUGCAGUUGGAGCAGAAGGAUAAGGUUGCUUUGAAGCAGUAGGUGGGCGGACGGGGAGGAGAGGGG
This is a messenger RNA of Trematosphaeria pertusa, 231 nucleotides long. Its product is annotated as Nop10 family nucleolar RNA-binding protein. Gene Ontology annotation, biological process: ribosome biogenesis; rRNA pseudouridine synthesis; positive regulation of telomerase RNA localization to Cajal body. The transcript is spliced from 2 exons. Gene Ontology annotation, molecular function: box H/ACA snoRNA binding; telomerase RNA binding. The record is from RefSeq and is a predicted model, not a curated record. Gene Ontology annotation, cellular component: box H/ACA telomerase RNP complex; box H/ACA snoRNP complex. Bases 1 to 207 code for a protein of 68 amino acids. NCBI's taxonomy places the organism in Eukaryota, Fungi, Ascomycota, Dothideomycetes, Pleosporales, Trematosphaeriaceae.